AAGGGAGGAAAAGGCGGAGCAAAGAAAGCCCCAGCAAUCGUAAUCGAUGGAGUGGACACAUCCGAGAUGACACGGGAAAAACUCGAGCAAUUCACGCUCAGGGUAAAAGAAGAAUUGGACAAAGAAAGAGAGGAAAGAAACUACUUCCAAUUAGAAAGAGAUAAAAUAAGAACAUUCUGGGAAAUAACAAGACAACAAUUGGAAGAAGCGAAGGCGGAACUAAGGAACAAGGAAAGAGCUACCGAAGAGGCUCAAGAAGAGAAUGAAGCGCUAUUGGAAACAGAGAAGCAGAAAAUAAAACAUUUGAAGUACGAACAGCAAGCUGCCUCAGCUGCUUUACGCGCUGAAAAUUUAGUUGCUUUGAAAGCAGCGAAAGAAGAACAUACAGAACAAGAAUUGGAGCUUCUCAAUGACAAACGUACAUUACGCCAAGAAAUGAGAGAGAAAAUUCUAGCAGCGCAAGACGAGUUGCGACGCGCGAAAUUAAUUCACGCUGAAGAACUGUCAAACACGAGAUCCGUGUUUGAAGAGCGAGCACGACAAAUCGAGGAUAAAGCAGAGAAGAAACUGCAGGAGACAAAAGUGGAAUUAACCGUUAAACACAGAACGGAGAUAGCCGAGGUUGAGGAGAGGAAGAAUAAACAAUUAUCUGAGCUGAUUGCACACCACGAGAGAGCGUUUUCGGAUUUGAAGAACUAUUACAAUGAUAUUACUCUAAAUAAUUUAGGCUUAAUCAGUAGUCUAAAACAACAGAUGGAGGACAUGCAAAAGGUAAAAGAGAGGGCAGAGAAAAUUGCAAGAGAUGCUGUGGCUGAGACCAAGAGUCUUAGAGAACCGUUGGAGGCUGCGAUAAUUGAUAACAAGGAGUUGAAACGGCAGAUGUCUAACUAUGAUCGGGACAAAGCGGCGCUGGCAGCUAAAACAAAACAACUUGCAUCUUUAGAAAAACAGUUCGAAGUACUUAAAUGGGAAUAUGAGGUGUUACAAGUUCGCUUCGAAAGAAUUCUCGCUGAGAGAGAUGAAUUGAAAGCAAGAUUUUCUAGAGCAGUUCUUGAAGUUCAACAGCGAGCGUCUUUAAAAACUGCACUUUUGGAGGCGAAAUUGAAAAAUAUGGAGGGAAGGGAUCUUGGGCCAAGGGAAAUGCAUGAGCUGUUAAAAUUGAAAGACACUCAAGUAGAAGAUCUGCGCUAUGAAGCGGCAAGACUCCGAAAAGCUCACGAUGACCUAUUGGCUACGUACGAAGCAAAAUUGGCCAAACUUGGUGUGCCAGCCGAAGAACUAGGAUUUAAACCAUUGAAAGCGGUUGCCGUUGCGGGACUCUCGCCUGUCAUUGGUCAAGGUCCAGCUGGUUUAGUUACAAAAGAUCAAAUAUAA
Molecule: messenger RNA, 1374 nt
Organism: Zerene cesonia (dogface butterfly)
Lineage: Eukaryota; Metazoa; Arthropoda; Insecta; Lepidoptera; Pieridae
Gene: Gas8
Product: dynein regulatory complex subunit 4
Exons: 7
Coding region: 67-1374 (435 amino acids)
Biological process (GO): cell motility
Cellular component (GO): microtubule; motile cilium; Golgi apparatus
Molecular function (GO): microtubule binding; small GTPase binding
Source: RefSeq, a predicted model, not a curated record